CAUAUAUAUAUUUAUUACGUUUAAAAAUUAAAUUGUCAAAAUACAAUAAAAUAUAUCUUAAUUAAUAUUUACAUCUAUAUUAAUUUUUUAUAUCACAUUUCUUUAAUUCGAUUUAUUGUACGUAUCUUAUUAAAUAUAUAAAUAAUAUAUUUUGUAAGAAUUAAAAUAUGAAUUUAAAAUAUGAAUUCUGAUGAACACAUUAAAAUGGAUAGAAUGAAAAUUUUUCGGGAAAAAAAUAUGAAUAGUAUGAAUAAUAUGAAUAAUUUGGAAGAAACUCAAAUUAAUGAUGAAAAAAAGCCGAAGAAAAAAAUAACUAUAGUAGUAGAUGAAGAUGAUCCAUGUCUUAAAGAGAGAGAUUUAGAAGAAGAAAAAGAAGAAGUUAGAGAUGUUACUUUCGGUGAAGAUCCAAGAUUUCAACAACAGAAUCAAACGAUACGUUGUUUUGUAAUGUACACCGAUUUCGAUCGUUGUGAAGAGAUUUUAGGAAAAGGAACAGCUACAUGCACAUGGUUCAAACAAGUUUUUCAAUCUAUUUGUCCAAACGAUUGGAUUCGUCGAUGGGAUGAACUUAAAGCUCAGGGCUUAAAAUUUUAACAAAAAUAUAAUACUAAAAAAAUUUUUUGUAAACAAAUAUAUAAUUUAAGUAAAAAAUAGUAAUUUUUCGUUAUAUCCUAUUGAUAAACUUAAUUUUAAAAAUAAAUAAACUCACAAUUAGAAAAAAAUAUUAAUCUUUUAUUAUACAGGUACAAGACUUUUAUGAGGUAACUUAUAUAGAAGUACGAAAUGAAUAUUUGUUGCAAUGUCCGACGUUGGCCGUUCAUAGAGCUGUCUUCAACAAUCGGUCAACAAUUUCUUCUUUUUUCUCAAUUUUUUUUUUUUUUUUUUUUUUUUUUUUUUUUUUUUUUUUUUUUUUUUUUUACAUUAAUCACACUAAUUAUUUGCAGUUUAUAUGACACUUUUUACAUAUGUAAAAAA
Messenger RNA from Apis mellifera (honey bee), 975 nucleotides. Its product is annotated as cytochrome c oxidase subunit 6B1. Gene Ontology annotation, cellular component: respiratory chain complex IV; mitochondrion. The record is from RefSeq and is a predicted model, not a curated record. NCBI's taxonomy places the organism in Eukaryota, Metazoa, Arthropoda, Insecta, Hymenoptera, Apidae. Bases 181 to 594 code for a protein of 137 amino acids. The transcript has 2 exons.